GUGGUAAAAUAUAUACAACCAGCUCCUGGGGAACUGGUUUUUUAGCUGCUGCUCAGCAGCCUUGUGGUUUGGAAAAGGAGGGGUUUGGUUUUUAUGCUUGACAGUGAUUUCCUACAUGUUAAAUCUUUGUGGUUGCAUCUCACUUAAUGCCAUAACUCUUAACACUGCAGGAAUUUUGAGAGGGAAAAAGACUACAGCUGGAGACUUGGUAAUAACAGUUCAUAUUAAAUGUUCCUAAAAGACCAGCUGGGAAAAAACAGCACUUCUUAAUAUGUAACAAGGCUUCUGAAAAAAGUUCUGAUGGUUUAAUAUUUCUUUUCUCGAUUAACACUUUUCCUUGCAAUAAUCCAUUUUGUGGUGAGAGAAAUGGGAAGUUAAUUCUCAGCCGCAGAGCUUGCAGUUGGUAGCAUCCAUGUGGAUUUGUGUAUCAUGUUACAUUAAAAUAGUAAGUCAAAGUCUUGAUUCAGAUUACACAAAAUGUGGGAAUAAACAUAUCCAGUUCCAUUUACAAAACUGAACCAGAUUUUUGAGGGGUCAAUAGCAGUGACAGCUGUCCCAGGAGUGCUGGAGACAUCCUUUGAAGUUUUACAAGAUGAUUAGGAGGUGUUUUGCAUCACUUCAUGGGCCUCUUCUGUGGGUAUUUGUUACAUUCCAGGUUGUCUGUUAAAUAGGGAAAAACUGCUGCUCUCAGUGGCAUGUGGAAUUUAGAGAUGAACUGCAUUUACAUAGCUAAUUAAAAGCCAUCUGCCAUACCUUUUUUCUUCCCUCAGGAAAAUCCUCAUAACACCAAGAAGCUAAUUCAUUAUGAUGUUUUGAGGUAGUUCCAUCCCUUUAUGAUCAACACUCUCGGUCAUCACUGCCCUUCCAGCAGAGCAUGGCAAUAAUAAAUCCUAAUCCAAGUGAGCAAACAUGGAUAAAGGUGUUGGGCCAAAGUUCCCUGCUCAGUGGAAUGGAGCUCUCUUCCCAAAGUUUUCUGUUCUGGCUGGCACAGGGAAGGAGAUAGAGGCAGGGCUGGCCAGGUGUGUUCCCUGGCCAGUGUUACCAGGUGACAUCACAAGGGGCUGGGGCAGGAGAUGCUGGGGUGACAGGAUGGAACACGGGACUGAACACAGGGCACUGCUCGUGUUUUUUCUACGGAGAUUGCUGCGGGUUUAGAGUUCUCUGCCCUGCCUCAGAAUACAACAUCAGCCUCUAAACAAGAACAGCAACAUUGGUGAGCAGGUGUGGGUGGUGUAGAGUCUGUGUUCAGCAUCUCAACUCUCUGAUUGGGGAUGGGGACACUUUGGCCCAGGACAGACUUAUGCAGCCAGAAAACAAAAGUACUAAAAUUUUCCUAGCAUGAAUUAAGUAACAUUUUAUAGCAAAAAUCUGAAGAACAACCUGCUUCUAGUAGCAUCUGGACUGCAACCUAUGGUUUUAGAAAACAGGUGAGUACUGUACCCAAGGAAAUGAAAUAUAAUGUAAUAUGUACUAUUAAGCAUUUUGCUCUAAAAAUGGCUAUUCACAAGUGGUGGUAGUUUUUGAGUAAUUGUGUAUGGAGUAAAAGAGUGAAUAGAAUUUUAGGAAUAAGUCUUAAAACCUCAGAUGUUUAAGUAACACCUCAUAAUGGCUUAGUGGGGAAGAUGAAGAGUCUUUGCCACUAUAAACCUGGUGAAAAUAAAUGUGAAUGUAAUUUUUAAAGAAGAAACCGUAGCAUUUUAGAUUCCCACUGGUGUGGAUUUUUCUCACAGUAGGUGGAAGGAUGGCAUGGAAAUGGAAGUACUCCCCCAAGGAACAGCUGGAGGACAUGAGCAGCCUGCACCCAGGGCUCACAGGGCUGCAGAACCUGGAGAACACGUGCUACAUGAACGCGGUGCUGCAGUGCCUCUGCAGCCUCUCCCCGCUCGUGCAGUAUUUCCUCUCAGGGAAGUGGAACCCAGCCCUGCACCAGGAGAUCGGAGAGUCUGCGACUGCCUUUGGCUGUCUGGUGUCUGACAUGUGGCUUGGAGAGUUUGACUUUGUUUCCCCUGAGGCUUUUCACUCUGUCUUUGGGAAGCGGCACCCAGCUUUUAGCAGCAAGACUCAGCAUGAUGCUCAGGAGUUCCUCAUCUGUGUGCUGGAUGACCUCCAUGAGGCUUUCAAGCAGCCAAGCCAAGAAAGAUGGAGCUCUGCUGCAGGAGCAAGCACAAGGAAUAGCAGUGGCACAUCUAUUAUAACACACUUAUUUGAGGGACAGCUCAGUUAUGCCAUCAGGUGUCUGACAUGCAAAGCCCUCAGUGACAAACCCGAGAGCUUCACCGUCCUCUCCCUGCCCAUCCCUUCCACCAGAGUGUGCUCUCUGCAGGACUGCCUGGAAUGCUUUUUUCAGCCAGACACACUGACUCGGAACAACCAAAUCUACUGCCACUGGUGUGGAAGCAACCAAGAUGCAACAGUAACAGCCUCCAUAACCAAGGCACCACAGAUCAUCAUUUUUCAUCUAAAGAGGUUUGCCUGGCAGGACAAGAACAGAAGGAAACUCUCAACCACUGUCUGCUAUCCGUUCAGUGAUCUGGAUCUCUCUCCCUACAUCUCCACAUCGUGUAACAACAAUACAGAGUACAGCUUGUGUGCUGUAGUGGUAAGCUUUGCCUUCCUGCUUUUAUUGGGAAUGCCCUGGCUCAUGGAGCAGAUGAAGCCUGUGUUGGUUUGGACUGAAUGUAUAAUGAAUUAUAAUUUAAUGUAUGUUUUGUUGUACGCUUUUUUCACCAGCCGUGGACAUAAUUCAGUAACAGUACGUAACUGAAGGACAGAGACAUUAUUUCUCCUUCUUCCCCAACAUCCCAGUUUUAAAAGAAUGCUCUCCUGGCACAUAAUGCCUCUUCAGAGUAAACUUGCAGGCUGAUCCAGCAUGAAUCCUCGUUUUAAAUAAGGCCAUAGCUCACAACAAUGGGGUCCUCUUAUAGUGUCCUGUAUUAGGGCUAAUAGUUGGAUUGCAAAUAUAACUGCAAAAUAAAUAAGCAUGAUCAUCAUCCAUUAACUCUGGUUGAAAGAAUUUAUUUGAAUUAACAUUCCCUGCCCUAAGCCAAAAGGGGCUAGAACCCUCAGUGCCAUCUUUUCCAAGUGCAUACACGAAACCAUUGCCAGUUCCUAGCUUUGCCUGUAAGGAGACAGAACAGGAGUCUGGUUUUAACAGACUGUGUUGUUUGUUACAGAACCAUGCUGGAGAUCUGGAUUAUGGCCACUACACGGCCUUCUGCAAGCACUCAAUCACCCAGCACUGGUACAGCUUUGAUGAUGCCCAGGUCACCAAGAUCCCAGACUCUGCAGUGCAGGCUGACACAGCUUACCUCCUCUUCUACAUCUCCCAAGGCUACUGACACCCUGUUAGUCUUGAAAAGGAACACUAGGUAGGGCAGCACCUAGAAUUCACCAGCAGCAUUAGCCAACUCCUGUUUCAUCAAUAAACUAGAGCAUGUGCACCACUGAUCAGCUGUUGUGGUCUUUCAGGAAGUGACUCCUAGAAAGGACAGUUACAGCCCUAAGCCAUGACGGAAUGUGCAUCUGCUCCAUGUGCACAAGGGCCAGGGCUGUUUUCCAUGACACCCUUCUUGCACCCCUCAAAACAACAUGGAUGUUGAGCACACAGAUGCACUUACCUGGAAAUUCUUCUUUUUCUGCUGGUUAAGUAUAGUAGGUUGUUCUAAGCUGCCUUUCAGGAACUAACAGAAGGAUACCAAAGUGAAAGCACACAACCAGACCAGACUGUGCUACAGAAGAGAGGAUGGAGUGACCAUUAAUACAGAAGAAAGAAAAAGGCAUUGCUCUACUGAUGUAAUUUUUGUUUCUCCAGCACUUCAAACUUGUUUGCAAGUUGCAAGCUUCUGGAAAACAAUCAAUAUUGGCCUUAAUUCCACCAGCAAGACAGACACAGACAGACAGGUAAAAGCUCAGAAUGUAAGACUUUUGAAUGCCAACCUUAUCAGAAAAGGAAAACUAACCCUAAUCCAUAGCAGAGAAAUAUGUAAGAUGCAACUAAAAGAAGUUUUUAAACUAAUCAGCUCUAUGCAAAACAGUAUUUUUAUCUGGAGAACCUUUAAACUGUGUGAGUGUGAGUCAGAUUGUUAUUAUGUACAAUCUUGAUCAUUACAUAACAGCUGAGAAUGAAAAACCAAACCCAAACAUACAUUUAACAGGAUAUAUUUUUAAAUAAUUUCUUCAUUAAGGUUUUUAAUGCAUGUGUACAUGAAAAUUUAUAUUAAAAAAUUAAAAAGGAAAAUCUUGUUUAGAAUAACUCUGAAGUGCACAAAUAUUGACAAAAGCUAACAGAAAAAA
Zonotrichia albicollis (white-throated sparrow) is the source of this 4293-nucleotide messenger RNA. The record is from RefSeq and is a predicted model, not a curated record. NCBI's taxonomy places the organism in Eukaryota, Metazoa, Chordata, Aves, Passeriformes, Passerellidae.